CGGGCGCGGGAAGAGGCGGCGGGAGAAUGGAGGUGCGGGAGAGCGGCGGUGGCGCAGGAGAGCUGGGGGCCCAGGACCCUGCCCCCGCCUCCAGCAAGACCGCAGGCAGCGCUAGCCACUACGAGCUGCCGUGGGUUGAAAAAUACAGGCCAGUAAAGUUGAACGAAAUUGUCGGGAAUGAAGACACUGUGAGCAGGCUGGAGGUCUUUGCAAGAGAAGGGAAUGUGCCCAAUAUUAUCAUUGCGGGCCCCCCAGGAACGGGCAAAACGACAAGCAUCCUGUGUUUGGCACGUGCCCUGCUGGGCCCAGCGUUCAAGGACGCGGUCUUGGAGCUCAACGCCUCAAAUGACAGGGGCAUUGAUGUCGUGAGGAACAAAAUCAAAAUGUUUGCCCAGCAGAAAGUCACCCUUCCCAAGGGGCGACACAAGAUCAUCAUCCUCGAUGAAGCAGACAGUAUGACUGACGGGGCCCAGCAAGCCUUGAGGAGAACCAUGGAAAUCUACUCCAAAACGACGCGCUUUGCUCUUGCCUGUAACGCUUCGGAUAAAAUCAUAGAGCCCAUCCAGUCCCGCUGCGCGGUCCUGCGCUACACAAAGCUGAGCGAUGCCCAGGUCCUGGCCCGGCUGAUGGCUGUGCUCGAGCAGGAGAAGGUGCCCUACACAGACGAUGGACUGGAGGCCAUCAUCUUCACCGCCCAGGGAGACAUGAGGCAGGCGCUGAACAACUUGCAGUCAACUUUCUCAGGAUUCGGCUUCAUCAACAGCGAGAAUGUGUUCAAGGUCUGCGACGAGCCCCACCCCUUGCUGGUGAAGGAGAUGAUCCAGCACUGCGUGACCGCCAACAUCGAUGAAGCCUACAAGAUUCUUGCUCACCUGUGGCAUCUCGGCUAUUCGCCGGAGGACAUCAUCGGCAACAUUUUUCGAGUGUGUAAAACCUUCCAGAUGGCAGAGUACUUGAAACUGGAGUUCAUCAAGGAAAUUGGAUACACUCACAUGAAAAUAGCAGAAGGCGUGAACUCACUUCUGCAGAUGUCAGGGCUCCUGGCCAGGCUGUGUCAGAAGACAAUGGCCCCGGUGGCCAGUUAGGGCGGAGAACUCAUCGGAUCGGGUGACAAGAGCCCUCCUCGUCCGUGAGACCUCUGAUUCGGAGAAAAGUGCUGCCUGAGACCAGCAUGGGGACGCGCCUUCCUUUCACACAGUCAUGGCCUCACCUUCACGCGGCUGCCACUCGUGUUUGCGUUCAGCCUCAGACUCACGGACGCGGUGACAGAUGGAAAGGCCCCAGAGAACCCCCGGGGCAUGACACCCAGUCUGGGCCUGUGUGGCAUUUCAGCUCAUAAAAAAGCCGCACAGGGGCGCCUGGGGAGCUCAGUGGAUUGAACGUCCGAUUCUUGAUCUCGGCUCCAGUCAUAUUCACAUGGUU
Suricata suricatta (meerkat) is the source of this 1422-nucleotide messenger RNA. It is a transcript of the gene RFC2, whose product is annotated as replication factor C subunit 2. Bases 27 to 1085 code for a protein of 352 amino acids. The record is from RefSeq and is a predicted model, not a curated record. Gene Ontology annotation, cellular component: DNA replication factor C complex; nucleus. NCBI's taxonomy places the organism in Eukaryota, Metazoa, Chordata, Mammalia, Carnivora, Herpestidae. Gene Ontology annotation, biological process: DNA repair; DNA-templated DNA replication. Gene Ontology annotation, molecular function: ATP binding; ATP hydrolysis activity; DNA binding. The transcript is spliced from 11 exons.